This is a messenger RNA of Rhodamnia argentea, 3223 nucleotides long. Its product is annotated as VPS35 endosomal protein-sorting factor-like. The record is from RefSeq and is a predicted model, not a curated record. Gene Ontology annotation, cellular component: endosome. Lineage: Eukaryota; Viridiplantae; Streptophyta; Magnoliopsida; Myrtales; Myrtaceae. Bases 121 to 2880 code for a protein of 919 amino acids. The transcript has 24 exons. Gene Ontology annotation, biological process: endocytic recycling.
CCUUGCAAACUCAGACCCGAAUCUCGACUGCGUUGCGUCCCACUCCCUCGCGAAAGAGAAGAGCACGGUGAAACGAGAGCGGGAAGGAGAUCGAAGAAAGCUGCGACAGUUUUCGCUCCAAUGGAGUUCAGACCUCGAAACUACAAGCAAGAGAAGGAGUCGCACGCGCUUCAUCGGACGCGCGUGGACGAUCAUCCUCUGUGCACUCCGUCGACAUCGCACCGUCAGGUUGUCGGGGAACAUCACACCGAGAACUUUUUCGAUCCUCUAAGAGGGCCAAACACUAACGUUGGAGAGGCUUUUCACAAUUUACCGGAUGAGGAGCGUACUUCCGGAGGUUUCUGUACUGAACGUGAUAAUCAGCACACAAGGGACUGGAAUUCAUUCAAGAGAUUGUUGAUGCAGAGGUUUCCUAUCUCCAAGAUGAUAUCUAUCUCAUCGAUAUCUGAUGGAAUAAUGAAAAGUAACAAGGUUGAUGAGAUAUCUUCCACAAGUUCACGUCUGGAAGAACUGGAUGAUCCACAAAAAUCUGCUAAAGAGGGAAAUGCAUCAAUCACUCGCCAGGAGUAUGUUUUCCGAUUAAACGAUUUUAAGGAAAAGAUUGUCCAAGCUUGGCAUUCGGAGGACCGGGUGACCGCUUUGAAGUUCACAAUUAAGGUUGCUCGGCUUCUAAUGGAUACAUCAGUAAGACAAUUUUAUCCUACAUUAUUUGUUCUUGCUACAGAUGUGAUGGACAUGCUUGGAGAUAUGGUAUGGGAACGCAUAAAGCAAAAGGCUGAAUUUACAGUGGAUGGGAACAAACUUUGCUUCUUGGCAGAAAAUUUUGACGCGAAUGGGGUGUGCGUGGAUGCCAAAGAAACUUGCAAUAACUGGUUUUACAAAGUCGGUUCCAUAGAGGACCUGCUACCACGCGUUUAUUUGGAGCUGGCAAUCUUGCCUUGCUGGCGCUUUCUUCUCAUUCAACCUGCUGACUGUCUUCACCGGCUAGUCAAGAUGAUAAGAGGGUUAGCAGAUCCACUUUCAUCUGCUUAUUGUUGUCUCUACAUGGUCCAUCGUGCAAGAAAGCUGCUAUCACGAGAUACAGCAUAUUUGAUCACCUGCAUGAAUGACAUGAAUAUUCUACUCAUGGAUGCUUUGUCAUUAAAGAGGGACGUUUCAAAAACCUGUGUAGAGAAGAGAAGAUUGCUCAUCAGUUUGAUUGAGCCAACUAUUGAAUAUAUUGUGCAUCACAUCUUUGAGGAUACACCAAAGGAGCAACUAGCAAAUGCGCUUGUGAAUCUUGGAAUUGGAGGGAAAGGGGAUAAUAAAGUUGUCUCCUGCUUGUCAAUUGUUGCUCAUUGUUAUAUUAAGGAGCUUCCAGCUGACAUGGUGAGGUCUAAGUCAAAGGAGAUCAUCAACCUUAUUGAAUGCUGCAAUGAUUGUAGCUUAGAUAAGAGCUUAAAUUACAGGUUACUUGGAUUCAGGCUGUCGGAGACUACAUCUCCGCAGGACAUGGUUGAUGUGGUGGAUCAUGUCAUCCAGGUUGUUCUUCUGUGGGGAAAACUUGAUGAGUACCUGAGGGUCAUGGAUGCAUUUCUGGAUCUUGUCUUACAAAAUCAAAUGGGCAACCAUAUCUUGAACGUUUUAGAAGGUAUUGCAAUGCAAGCACGUGAUAAAGCAUUUACUGAAGAGGAACUCGGAAGUUUGCAAUCCAUCUUGGUGAAGUUUGUUUCUCAUUUUGAGGAUCUAGAAGAAUUAUUUGCUUUGAAUCACUAUCUCGAAAUCCUAGAUAUGAUGUAUGGGAGACCUCGGAGCAUUGUCAAUAUGCACAUACUUGACAGAGCAAUAAGGAAAGGACUUUGGCAUGAUCCCCAUAUCAUACAGUUGCUUUUUGGGAUUUCUAAGUCCCUGAUAGAUGAAAUAGAUCAAACAAGCAUGAUGGAUUAUGAUUAUCAACAGCCAGCACGCCUAAUAACUCGAUUUGUCAGCAUGGUUGACUAUGGUUCAGACGUGGAGCGGCAUCUGGCAUUCUUAGUUGAAUGUCGUGGGGCUUUUGGCUGCAUUAAUGAACUUAAGGAAGCUCUUGUUCAUUCCAGCAAUUCAUUGGCAAUUCAGGGCUUGAAACAUUCAAAUAAGCAGUUCAGCUUCAUCAUGUCUUGCAUAGCUUAUAGUGAAGUUACAAUACCUUCUAUUUCAUCUCCUAUGAAGCAGUCAAACCUAUAUAUCGAGACUGCAGAGGUUGCAUUGCUAGGUGGUUUAGUCUCACAUGCAGAAGGUCUUACAGAAUCUGCAGUCAGCUGUUUGCAGAGCUUAGUGGUGAAUGGCUUACCUGGAAUUGCUGAUGUAGAAGGAAUUCUCUCCUCUUUCCAGAAACUGUGCAGUCUACUAGUUAUGGUACCAUGGAAUAAAUCUAAUAUUGGGCCCAGCCUUAACUAUGCUCCAAAAAGCUUGUUUGUGUUUACAGAUUCUCAAUCAAAGUUGAUUCCACGAACAACUACGAGGCUAUUCUCAGCAAUUAUUUUAUUGUCAGCAGCGCUUUCCCAGGAGAUUCUCCCAUAUAAUGCUAAUAAUUUCGGGAUUCCUGGUAAUGACCAAUUAUUUUAUGGCGAUUCAUCCUAUUCACAAGAACUUGCAUCUAUAUCUCAGCUAGCUGUUCAGAAGUUGGUUGAUGUCAUUCAAUGGGAGCAUUCUUCAGAUGCUCGCGGAAUCAUGGCCCUUGAAGCUUGCAACUGCAUUGCAUCUUCCUUCAGAACGAGUCCUGAAACAUCCAUCAUUUGCGUCAAGCUUCUUGAGACAGCUAAGUUAUGUCUAGGUGCCCAUGACAAAUACGUGAAGUCCACAACUAAGUUCUUGGAAACAUGCUCUUUGACUUCUCCAGAUGCGGAACAAGAAGGCAUUUGAUGAAAAACUAUGCAUAAUCAAAAAUUGUACCUGAGCAGGUUUCACUACCGCUUCAAAAGCAUUACACUGAGUAUAUAAAUAUUCCUUUCUGUGACCUGUGCCGUUCUGGAGACGUUGGCACGGAAGCAUUCGACGAGACUUUGUACAGGACUGAUUCUGUUCGUCGUUUGUUGUAUGCUGACCAUAUCAUCUGUAUGUAUUCCAGCGGCAGAUUUUGUUAUACUUUUGUUAGAUUCCUGGAUUAGCUUCUCUUUUUACUAUUUUUGUAAAGUAAUCUUGCUACUUGUUUGAACAUUAAUUUAUGAAUUAUACAUGCCUUUAUAUACUUCACAACAAUGUUGAA